GUGCCGCAGUGAGUGAGAGGCGGCAGGGAGGAGGAGCGCGCGUGCGGAGGAGACGCGGUGGCAGGCAGACAGACAGGCAGGGGGAAGAUGUUUGAGACUCUGCGCGAGCGGCUGCUGAGCGUGCAGCAGGACCUCACCUCGGGGUUGAAGACUUUGGGUGACAAAUCAAGAGAAGCAAAAAUAAGCAAGCAGAGGGCUGUUCAGUAUUUGCCAAAGUUCUCUGCUGGAUUGGAAUUGCUCAGCAGGUAUGAAGACACUUGGGUGGCCCUUCACAAAGGAGCUAAGGAAUGUGCAAAAGCUGGAGAGCUAGUGGAUAGCGAAGUUGUGAUGCUUUCUGCACACUGGGAGAAGAAGAGGAGUAGUCUAAUAGAGCUGCAGGAACAACUCCAGCAAGUUCCAGGGUUUUUAGCAGAUCUGGAGUCCAUGACAGCAAAUCUGGCCCAGCUAGAGGUAAACUUUAAGGAAAUGGAAAAUCAUCUGUUGCAUCUUGAAGACCUGUGUGGACAGUGUGAGUUGGAAAGGUACAAACAUAUGCAGGCACUACAGCUGGAAAACUACAAGAAAACAAAAAGGAAAGAACUUGAAACCUUCAAAGCUGAGCUAGAUGCUGAGCAUGCCCAGAAGGUUUUGGAUAUGGAGCAUACCCAGCAGAUGAAGCUAAAGGAGCGUCAGAAGUUCUUUGAAGAAGCCUUCCAGCAGGAUAUGGAGCAAUACCUUUCUACAGGAUACCUGCAGAUAGCAGAGAGACGAGAGCCAAUAGGAAGUAUGUCUUCCAUGGAGGUGAAUGUGGACAUGCUGGAACAGAUGGACCUGAUGGACAUGUCUGAUCAAGAAGCACUAGAUGUCUUCUUGAACUCAGGAGAGGACGAUAGCAUACUAUCUCCCAUUUUGGGGCCUGAAUCCAAAACCUGUCAGAAUGAAAUAAGCCUCCAGGUUCCAAGCCAGUCUGAAUUAAGGCAAAAAUUGUCUUCAUCAUCAUCAGCCUGGACUGACUCUGCCAGCCAGGGUACCAGUGAAGUAGAGUCUCCUGUUAUCCAGUCUGAUGAGGAGGAAGUUCAAGUGGACACUGCCCUUGCUGCUGUAAAUACUGAAAGAAAAGGUACUUCAGAUGUCAGUGAUGAAAGUGACUCUCAGACUGUUUGAAUCCUAGCACCAUAUCUUCUAAGAAUCUUUGACUUUUGAAUGAACGAAGAGCUCGCCCAUGUUGUAGGAAUUAGUUAACUAAUCAUGAAAGUCUAUAAUGUUACCAGCCACGUGGAUUUUUUUUUAAAAUUGCCUAAACCACACACUUUAAUAAUAAAGUUUUGGGAUUUUUUGGAGCAGUCAAGCUUUGUAUAUACUGUGUAUAGAACUAACAGGGAGAUUGGAUAAUCUUUAAAUUCCUUAACACUGAUGUCACAAUGUUCCUUAUCUGCAUGUUUGAGCUAUGUAGCUGAAUAUAGAAGAUUCACAAACAAAACCAUACAUGCUGCCAAAGACACUGCUGCAGCAGCAUCCACUGCCCCCAUGUUGAAUGUAUUGGGAUAACUUUCGCUACAAAUGAAAGAUACUUACCAAGGGAUGGGAGCUGCACAUUGAAACCGUACCCUUCUGCUGGAGCAGCCCUUUUAGCACUGUUAUAAGCAUGCUCCUUUCGUUGAAUAAAGUAUUUCUACCCC
This is a messenger RNA of Emys orbicularis (European pond turtle), 1658 nucleotides long. It is a transcript of the gene DTNBP1, whose product is annotated as dystrobrevin binding protein 1. The transcript is spliced from 10 exons. The record is from RefSeq and is a predicted model, not a curated record. Lineage: Eukaryota; Metazoa; Chordata; Testudines; Emydidae. Gene Ontology annotation, cellular component: plasma membrane; BLOC-1 complex; cytoplasm. The coding region runs from base 88 to 1143 and encodes 351 amino acids. Gene Ontology annotation, biological process: anterograde synaptic vesicle transport; neuron projection development; platelet dense granule organization.